CUCGGCACAUGCUGCACAGAGGAAAUGAGCUGACACAUAAGAGCAUCUCAUCUGGUUGUCAUGCAUCUCAACUGAAUUUAUUUUCUACAGAGACAUUUCACAGCAAGGGGAACCAAGGCAUUAUGGGAGCGUCUUCUUCUGGCUUGUUGGAUGAGGCCAAAAUCAGCCACAUUAAAGGAAUUAUUGACAGCACGUUCCAGGACUUCAGUGUGUUUUACCGUCAGCAGUACUCUUCUGCCUAUGUUGGACACUUACACCAGGAGGUGGAGCCUAAGAAAGAGGGGAGAGGCCUGUUGCUGACUCAGAGGCCUGAGUGUGCUCCAGAGGAGGUGCUGUACCAAGGUAAUGUGAAGUUCUCCUGCUGGGAUGAGCAGGGAAAGAAAUUCAGAGAGAGGUACGCCGUCCUGAGGAGAGACUACAAAGUUGAGAUACAUGAAAACAAGGAGUCUUUCAAUCGUGGAUGUGCCGCUAAGUUGGUCCUCCAGCCAACAGGGGGCAGUGUGCUGACCUCAGAACAGGAGUCCAGAGCUCACCUGGAGAAAAUGUGUGAUGGAAUACUCAACGGAGUGAAGGAGGAUUCUUCUCCGGUGGUGUCAUCUCCAGAUGUGAUUGCUGUGUAUCUGCACCUGCCCUACACAGGCCAUGCCUGCUUCCUCUUUCAGCAGGAAGAAGAACGAGAUCACUUCCUGUCUGCGCUCAAGACCUGCAUUAGACACCGUAACCUUGACCCCUGGUGUGAGUCCUCCUACGAGAGCCAGGCAUACAUGCGAGCACUCCGACUCUACCGACAGGACAAAGGAUGCUAUGAAUCCUGGGAUAUGCUGCUCGGAACAGAGGAGGAGGUUCUGGCCUCCCAGGUGAUGGAGGAAGUGUUGCCCUGGUUGCAGAGUCAGCUUCAGUCCAAAGUGAAGGGCAAGAAGACAGAGAGGAUACGACAGUGGUUGGCUACAGUGCACGUAACCUACACGUUGGCGCUGGAACAGCUGAUAUCAAGUAUGGUGGUUCUGAGGGAGGAGUGUCGUCAGACAGCAUCAGCCAAUCAAGCGCUGAUCAGAUCCAACCUAGACCAGAUAAUGUCUUCUCUGUCCUUCCUGGAGCAGAAAGUCAGAGUGUGUAUACGUGAAGAAGCAGAGAAAGUGUACAGCGAAUCUGUGGCCCCCUACAUGUCCUCCAUCCUUGAAGUACUUACAGAGAACAUAAGUGCAGGGAUUCACGGAAUGCAACACACACUGCACACACAGAUGGACUCUGCCUUCACACACACAAAGGGAGGAACAGAGGACACCAAGAAGGCCUUGUUCUCUCUGCGCUCCAUCAGUCUGGAUCAGUGCUACAGGCAGGUGAAGAACCUCACAGAGACGCUUGCUGACUUAAAACUGCGGUUUGGAUUGAGCAGCACACAGAGGCUGGUUCACUCUGCACAUCUGGAAAUGGAGCAGCUGCUGGACAGUGCUGUGUACACCUUAGAGCUGUUCCUCCAGUCAUCGGCCAGACUGCAGCCUUCUGAAAUUCCUGUCAAGAUGGAGAGAGCUAAAGAAAGAGUGCUGAAGCAGCUGGACUACGACAGCAGAGUUGUCCAGAGGAGGCUCUAUCAGGAAGCUCUGUUGGAGAUCACUCUGCCUGCUCUCACCAGGAGGAUGGACAUCAAGUGGAAAACUGAGCUGCAGCAGUUUGAGCAGUACAUCUCCUCUGACUACAGCAGCUUCAUCCUGAUCCACAAUGUCCAUGAGGAUGUUCUGAGAAACAUCCUCAGCACGGAGAUAGAAACAGUGGUGCGGGAUGCUGCCAGUAAGAACAGCAACAAUCUCUUACUGGACAUGUCGGACCUGGCCAUCAGUGAGUACAGUCUGUUGGGACAGACGCCUGCUUGCUCCGCACUAGACAGCCCAGCCAAUUAUGCUCAAGAUGUUUCUUCACCCGGGCCCAGUGCAGAUACAGAGUCUGCUCCUGUGGUGGAGGAGGAGGCUCAGACGACAGCUCAGACUGACCCAGAACUUAAUGCUGCAGCUGAAUCUGAUCCCAGCUCCACUCAAGGUUCUGACCAGAGAACCUUGCCUCUAUCUCCAGUGAUUGUUGUGAAACAACAGUUUAAUGAAUCUUCAACUGAGGAGGUUUCUCGCUCAGAGGAAAUCCAUCAAGAUCCUCAACCUGGAACUGACACACAAUCGAUGACGGAUUCGACCACAGCUGAUACUGGAACACCUGACCACUCUAUUAUCCCAGAACCCUCUAAUCCGACCCCAGUCUCUCCUGAGUCCUCAGUGUCCUCGCUGCAGUCCACAGAUGUCCUGGCUGAAUGUGCUCUAAGCGAUCAAUCUGCAACACUUGAAAGUUCUGCUUCCUCAGACCAAACACCAGAGGAUGCUUCUGUCAUCCAGCCCUGCUGCCCUUCACCACCAAAACCAUUUUCCACAGACAGUCCGACAAUUAUCAGCCUGGAGUCACUAAACGAGGCCAUCAGUUGCAACGCCAAUGAACCUUCUGUUACAAUGGUACCGCAGACUACUGACAGAGCAGUUUACCUGACAGGAGACAUCAAGGACAGCUGGGAGGUGGAGAGGGUAAAAGAGGAGAAACAAAACGAGGCAGAAGAAGAAGAGAAGACUGAAGGUGAUGAAGACAAAGGUAGCGAGCUUGAGAAAAUUGAUGAGGGGGAAGCAGAUGAGAGAGAAGAACACACAGGAAAAACAGUGCAGGAAGAGGAAGUGGAACAGGAGCAGCUCCAAAAUCCUCAGCCAAUGGAAAUGCAGCCAGAGAGUUCUGCCGAGUCGCCAUUGGACAGUGUGGCUAUUAUCAGAGAGCUUGUGACAGAGAUCACUGAAGUGGAGACGGUCGUCAGCCCCUGUCCCAACAACAACGCACCCUUACAGUCACCUGACCUGGACAAGUGUGGACCAUGACCGAUGGGACCACAGUUGAUAAAGAUGGACGUGUCUCCACUUCCACCUACUUAACAAAAAUGAAGCCAAAUUAUCCUGACAUUUGGAGUCUGAUGGUGGUGGGAAGCCAGCCCCCCUUAGCUCGACCAAUCAUGAGUCAGUCUCACCUGUCAAUCACCUGUCCCACUCCAUUAUUGUGGCAUCAAAUUAUGGAGAAAAAAAACCGACCUAAUGAUAAGAACUACCUUAAAUGACAGAAACCAUCUUUGGAAAAAGAAAUUGACAUGUGCUUUUACUUUUAGUUUGGUACAUGUCCCAACUGCUCACAUAGAAGAGAUGGGGUUCAGCCAGCCACCAGGGGUCAUACAAGAUGUUUUGGCUUCACUUUUGGGAGUCGUCCUAUCCUCCAUCUUUAUAUCCACUCAUUGAAAAAAAGUCAAACCCAUUCCAUUAAUAGUUUGUCACAUUGUCAACAUGAAAUUUAAAAUGUGUACUUGUUUCUUUUCGGCUAACACUCAAAUGGAUAAAACUAAUAAAGAUGCUGUCAGCAUCAUGUUCUUGAA
Hippoglossus stenolepis (Pacific halibut) is the source of this 3442-nucleotide messenger RNA. Its product is annotated as protein Niban 1. The record is from RefSeq and is a predicted model, not a curated record. The transcript has 14 exons. The coding region runs from base 9 to 2900 and encodes 963 amino acids. NCBI's taxonomy places the organism in Eukaryota, Metazoa, Chordata, Actinopteri, Pleuronectiformes, Pleuronectidae.